ACCUUCUCCUUGUCCUCCUUUCGUCCUCGUCUCUUUUUCCCAAUCACCCGUUCUCCUGGAAUUAUUCCUUCUCCUCCAUUUUUAUAAUCCUAUAAUCCCUCUCCCUUCAUUUCUCUACAGUGUAAACCUUUUUUUUUUAGUAGCAAACACUGUUCAUGGGUUUAUUCUUCUCCCUCAGUCCCUUUCUCCUCCCACCAAACUCUCCAUUGAGCUUUGUUGGUUCCACACCAGCCCUUCUCUUUACCCCAGUAUUCCACAAAAUCCUAUCGUGCCUCAUACUUCGCUAGUUGGCUCUUCAGGUUCAAACGACAGCUUGGCUCUCCCUGGAUCUUUGAUCGGCAAACGGCUGUCCGGGAUUUUGAUGCUGCAUGGCAAACUUAAGUGGAUUAGAUCUAAUAAUAAGAGCAUGGCAGCUUCUUGAAUUGGUUUGAGCUUUUGAUUUUGAAAGAUAUUGUAAUUGGAAAUUCCAAAGGAAUUGCAUAGCUUUCUUUGCAUUUGCUAGCUCAUUUGUUCAUAGAAAACCUGAACACUAGCGUAGGGAGUUUGACUUUGCUCUAAUUAGAACCUAACUUUUAAAGCUAGCGUUGCUUUUAUCCAAAACCUGGGCUAAAUGUCGAGGUACGAAAGCAGAAAGCUGUCUGAUGAUUACGAAGUUGCUGAUGUCCUCGGUAGAGGUGGCUUCUCCAUUGUGAGAAGGGGAGUCAGGAAGUCCAGUGGCGAAAAGAAUGUUGUUGCUAUCAAGACACUCAGAAGAUUAGGAUUCAUGCCCCCAGGGAUGCCGCGGAACCAAGCCGAACAGAAGGGUCUGGCCUCUUUGGGGUUGCCUGCCUGGAAGAAGGUAUCGAUAUCGGAUGCAUUACUUACAAAUGAAAUUCUGGUCAUGAAGAGGAUAGUGGAGAAAGUUUCUCCUCACCCCAAUGUGAUAAACCUUUACGAUGUCUAUGAAGAUGCGAACGGAGUUCACCUUGUUUUGGAGCUUUGUUCUGGUGGGGAACUUUUUGACAGGAUUGUUUCUCAUGAUCGUUAUUCAGAAUUCGAAGCAGCCGUGGUUGUUCGGCAGAUAGCUGAAGGGUUAACUGCACUUCACAAAGCUAACAUUGUUCACCGUGACUUAAAGCCAGAGAAUUGCCUUUUCUUAGACAGCAGUCCAAAUUCUGGUCUAAAAAUAAUGGACUUUGGCUUGAGUUCUGUAGAGGAUUUUACCGAUCCGAUUGUUGCAUUGUUUGGGUCGAUAGAUUACGUAUCUCCUGAAGCUCUGUCUCGGCAGCAAGUUACUGCAGCAAGUGAUAUGUGGUCUGUUGGGGUGAUUCUGUAUAUCCUUCUUUCCGGGUGCCCACCAUUCCAUGCACCGACAAAUCGAGAAAAGCAACAGCGUAUACUGGCUGGUGACUUCAAUUUUGAGGAUCAGACAUGGAAGACCAUAUCUUCAUCAGCAAAGGAUUUGAUUUCCCGUCUUCUUGCUGUUGAACCAUAUAAAAGACCAACUGCUGAUGAACUUUUGAAGCAUCCUUGGGUGAUAGGGGACUCUGCCAAACAAGACCUCAUGGAUGCAGAGGUUGUUUCUAAGCUGCAAAGUUUCAAUGCCCGGCGUAAAUUACGUGCAGCCGCCAUAGCCAGUGUAUUGAGUAGCAAGGUUAUGUUGAGAACAAAGAAACUGAAAAGUCUACUAGGAUCCCAUGAUCUCACCCCAGAGGAACUUGAAAAUUUACGUGCACACUUCAGAAGGAUAUGUGCAAAUGGAGAGAAUGCCACCUUAGCUGAGUUUGAGGAAGUGCUGAAAGCAAUGAAAAUGCAUUCACUGAUCCCUUUAGCUCCACGUGUAUUUGAUUUAUUUGACAACAAUCGUGAUGGAACUGUGGACAUGAGAGAGCUCCUAUGUGGGCUAUCUAGUCUCAAGAAUUCACAAGGAGAUGAUGCUCUUCAACUCUGUUUUCAGAUGUAUGACGCCGACAGAUCCGGAUGCAUCAGUAAGGAAGAGUUAGCAUCUAUGCUUCGAGCCUUGCCUGAGGAUUGCCUUCCAGCUGAUAUAGCGGAACCUGGUAAGCUGGAUGAGAUCUUUGAUCAGAUGGAUGUCAACAAUGAUGGGAAGGUCACAUUUGAUGAAUUUAAGGCUGCUAUGCAGAGAGAUAGCUCUUUGCAAGAUGUAGUCUUAUCUUCAUUGCGACCACUCUAGCUCUCUUCUUUUCAGGCCUUGUCCCUUGCUAUAGAAUCAAGAAAGCAGCAAUUAACCUUUCCUUCAGGGGUCAUCUUGUAUCCAUUUUAAUUGAGAGGAAUGGACGAACAUAGGGAAGCUCUAAUAAUUAGCCUUUCUACUAGGAUCAUCCUGUACUCUAAAAGCAUCGAAGAACAGGAUGGUUGACCUUGCUGUCGGACGGGUAUUUCAUUGUCAUUGCCUUGGAUUUCUAUUUCAAUGAUCAUGUUGCUUCUGUAUUUGCUGCUUGUUUA
Phoenix dactylifera (date palm) is the source of this 2445-nucleotide messenger RNA. RefSeq names its product calcium and calcium/calmodulin-dependent serine/threonine-protein kinase-like. Gene Ontology annotation, biological process: protein phosphorylation. Gene Ontology annotation, molecular function: protein kinase activity; ATP binding; calcium ion binding. Lineage: Eukaryota; Viridiplantae; Streptophyta; Magnoliopsida; Arecales; Arecaceae. The record is from RefSeq and is a predicted model, not a curated record.